Molecule: messenger RNA, 2066 nt
Organism: Electrophorus electricus (electric eel)
Lineage: Eukaryota; Metazoa; Chordata; Actinopteri; Gymnotiformes; Gymnotidae
Gene: stx4
Product: syntaxin 4
Biological process (GO): intracellular protein transport; vesicle fusion; exocytosis
Cellular component (GO): plasma membrane; SNARE complex; endomembrane system
Molecular function (GO): SNARE binding; SNAP receptor activity
Source: RefSeq, a predicted model, not a curated record
GGGAGAGACUCGUGAACGACUUUGAAUGGAAACUCCCUUCUUCGGUUGUUCAUGUCAACAAAGUUUUACUAAUAGAUGAAGUAACAUAAACUUCACAAUCUAUUUAUAAACUGAGAAAGAAUGCGCGACCGAACCAAGGAACUGGGAACUUCUGCACAGAGUUCCGAUGACGAUGAUGAAGGUACAGCUCUCAUGAUAAAAUCGGGCACGGGGGCCUCGAUGAAGGACGACAAAGAAAAUGAGGCGUUCUUUAGGAAGGUCCAAGAGAUUCGUGAGGGACUUGAAGCUCUUAAGAAGAAAGUGUCUGAACUGGAGAACAAACAGAAAACCGUUUUAGGAGUUGCACUUCCAGAGGACAGUAUGAAAAAGGAACUUCAGACCCUUAGAGAUGAGAUCAAAGUGUUAGCUAGCCAAAUCCACAAGAAGUUAAAAAGUAUUGAACCCAAGAAAACUGAUGAAGAUGCGAAAUAUGUUUCAAUAAGUUUAAGAAUGCAAAGAACACAGCAUGGUGUCUUAUCCCGAAAUUUUGUUGAGGUGAUGGCUGAAUGUAACACUAUUCAGGCGAAGUACAGAAAUAAAAAUGUGGAGAGGAUACAAAGACAAUUAAAAAUCACUGGUAAUGAUGUGUCAGACGAACAGUUAGAGACGAUGCUUGAAAGUGGACAGACAGAUGUGUUCACUCAAAAUAUCUUAGGAGACGCUAAAGCUACCAAGAUGGCACUGAAUGAGAUUGAGACAAGGCACGAGGAGAUUCUCAAACUGGAAAGAAGCAUCAAAGACCUUCAUGACAUGUUUCAGUACCUUGCCAUGGAAGUGGAGGCCCAGGGGGAAACAGUUAAUCGUAUUGAGAACAACAUAAUUAACUCUACAAACUAUAUCGAGAAGGCUGUUGAAGAAACUGGGGCAGCUGUUGUUUCUCAGAAGAAAGCACGCAAGAAAAAAGUGUGGAUUGCAAUAUGCUGUGCAAUUUUAAUUCUUAUAAUAGUCAUUGCCCUGGCUGCUAGUUUCGCAGGCUGAGUGUUUUCCAUCUUCUACUAAUCUCCUCUUCCUGACAUUUCAAAGAAAAUAAUACUAUGUUUCUUAAUUUUCGAACCUAACAUUAUCACAUGUCAAUAAUCUAUUUGACAGUUUGAGGUCUUGCACUCAUUUAUUCUUGGAGAGCAGAAAGUUAUGUAGACUUCCCUUCAGUGUUAAUAACCUAGCAGAAUGGCCUCCCAUGUAUGUUGAUUUGCAGACACAUGUAUUUUUUUCUUUUUUUUUUUUUUUCUUUUUUUGCUGUACUACAAUGUAUUCUCUGUAAAACCAAUACUUAUCAAUAACAUUGACUCUGUAAAAGGGGGAAAAAAACACUGGAGUUCUCAGGAAAACCCCAAGUGAGGCAAAUGAUUAAUAUAUGCAUAAUUAUGCCAUGAUGUGAAAAGCUCACUUUUAGAGAUUUACUGUUAGAGAUUUGAGCUUUUUUUUGCUAUUUUUUAUCAUUUUGAGAAUAUUGAAAAUGUAUUGAACAUAUUUCUUGGUGUUACUUUGUUUUGUGAGUUCUUGAAGAGGAUGCUAUUUCAAGAUGAGCUUCCAUAUCACUUCUGUAUAUACACAAACUUACCUUUUAUUGCUUUUGCAUUGGAGUAUCUGCUCCUUAAUUACUACUUGUUGUUAAAUAACAUGAUGUACAUGUUUUCCUUUUCAAUUGAUGUCAUAAAUCUGUAUUUAGGGCUAUAGUGUGGCCUGCACCCUAGAAUUGCAGUUACAAUUGUUCGUGACUAACUUUAAGAAAAAUAUACUGAGAAAGGUGCUGCAGGUGAUUAAUUUGGGCUUUGUCUCAAAUAAGCCAGGUGCCUUUUGCUUUAGCAACUUUUGAUAGACUUGUAUAGUUACUUAUUUUGAAGUGCCCCUGCCUUGGUGCUUUACCCAACAGUUCUAUUAUUGAAUGCUACCUAAAUGGGUUUAUUGGAGGGUAACAUCACAGAGAGUCAUUUGGUGUACUGAGUUUUGUACUGAAUUAUCUGAUCCUGGUUAUUUUAAUGUAGAACUAUUGUUUUUAAAUAAAAUAAAUAUUGUACUAAAAUGUA